GGAUUGAAUUGAGUAACCACAAGAAAGAGGUAGAUGAAAUUGUUCGAUUGGUGUUUGGAACAGAGAUUGAACAGGUUGAGCAUCUAAUUGUAGCAACAACUGAGGCAAAUAUUGUGGAGGAAGCCGGCAAAAUUGUUGCGAAGAGAGCUAACCGGAAGCUGAAAGAAGUCAAGCUGGAGGUCACCAUUGAGGUUGAGCAGUCACCCUAUGACAAGCUCCCAUUUCCACAAAGGGUCCUCACCAAAGCUCAAAAUAAGGUGAUUUCCAAGUUCAGAAAAGACCUAAGUGAUAUUGGACUUAAGUUUCCAGCGAUUUCGGGUAUGCGUGAGGCUCAUGUCCAAAUGAUGCUCAUCAAGGACAUUGUAGACCACCAAGCAGAAGUAGCAGAGCUUCUCAACAUCUCAACUUUGAAACUUGAUCCACCAGUCACACCAAAGUUUCUCCCUAAACUAGAAUCCCAAGGGAAGUUCACCUUGUCUUGCUCCCUUGGUAAGCUCACCUUUGAUGAUGCUCUUGUUGAUCCUGGUGUAAGUGUGAAUGUGAUCUCAAUGGAGAUGGUGCAGAGUCUUGAGAUUGAACACAUGGAGCCAGAUACUUCCUCUCUCACGUUUGGGGAUUCUUCUUCUACUACCCCUAUUGGUCUCAUCAAGGACUUCCCUUUGAAGAUUGGAUCUUGCACCAUCCCUAUAGACCUCACUGUCUUGAAGAUGGCAACUGAAAACAGAAUUCCAUUGAUCAUGGGCACACCAUUCCUUACUACUUCUCCACUGGAUGUUGAGUAUUGUGGAACCAUCACUUGUGGAGACCCCUCCAUUGAGAAGAUCAAGGAUGCAGUGGUUGUUAGUAAGAAAGAAAGUCUUGAUGGAAAGUCCUCUAAAGAGAUAUGUGAUGUGCACUUGAAAAGUGCUAAAAAGGAGGAG
Brassica oleracea var. oleracea is the source of this 920-nucleotide messenger RNA. RefSeq lists its product as uncharacterized. The annotation marks the transcript as partial. The transcript has 2 exons. Lineage: Eukaryota; Viridiplantae; Streptophyta; Magnoliopsida; Brassicales; Brassicaceae. The record is from RefSeq and is a predicted model, not a curated record.